Messenger RNA from Poeciliopsis prolifica (blackstripe livebearer), 7349 nucleotides. It is a transcript of the gene zbtb34, whose product is annotated as zinc finger and BTB domain containing 34. Gene Ontology annotation, biological process: regulation of transcription by RNA polymerase II. NCBI's taxonomy places the organism in Eukaryota, Metazoa, Chordata, Actinopteri, Cyprinodontiformes, Poeciliidae. The record is from RefSeq and is a predicted model, not a curated record. The transcript has 2 exons. The coding region runs from base 189 to 1769 and encodes 526 amino acids. Gene Ontology annotation, molecular function: DNA-binding transcription factor activity, RNA polymerase II-specific; protein binding; RNA polymerase II cis-regulatory region sequence-specific DNA binding.
CAAGCAAGGGAGGGGCUGCUCUGCUGCAAGAUACAUUAGAUAGAAUGAAUGCAACGAGCCUAAAGAACACUUCCUGUUGAUGCAAAAAUUGCAGCAGCAACUGCCUGACACAUCUGGACUUGGAAAAAGGGGGGGGAGGCCUGGCUUGUAGUGUUAGCGAGCUGCUGAGGGGAAUGGACAGCAUCUAAAUGCCAACCUUCAAGACGGCUGUCGACAAACUGGAGAAACAUAUCCAAGAAAUGGACGACGGCAGCUACAUCGAGUUUGAUGUGCCGGAGUUCAGUAACACAGUUCUGACCCAACUCAACGAGCUACGGCUGCAGGGGAAGCUGUGUGACAUCAUCGUCCACAUUCAGGGCCAACCAUUUCGAGCUCACAAGGCCGUUCUGGCGGCUAGUUCACCCUUUUUCCGUGACCACUCAGCCCUCAACACCAUGAGCGGCCUUUCCAUUUCAGUCAUCAAAAGCCCUGAAGUGUUUGAGCAGCUCCUCGCGUUUUGCUACACGGGUCACAUGUCCCUCCAGCUCAAGGAUAUUAUCAGCUUCCUCACUGCGGCCAGCUUUUUGCAGAUGCAGGCGAUCAUUGAUAAGUGCACCCAGAUCCUGGAGAGCAUCCAUUCCAAGAUCAGCCUCCCAGUUAAUGCUUGUAGCCCAGAUAAAGACAGCUCGCAAAUCAGUCACAAUGGUGUAAACGACAGCAACCUGUUCAUAAACCCUACCCAGAUCUCCCCCCCUUAUUACUCCCGGCAGAGCCAUGGAGUCGGUGAAGCUCGGUCGGAACAAGCAGGCAAAGCCCAGGGCCGGGUGCGGCAGCAGCAAGAGGAGGGGCAAUCAGAUCGUGGCAGUAGCGACGGUGUGUCAGAGCAUGAUGCAGUCAUCGAAGGUGAAACUGAGCAAAUAGAACUGAUUGGCAAAGAUGGGCAAGUCACAGAUGUGCAUGUGAAGGUAGAAAAAAAUGACAGGCCUUCUUGCUCAGAUAGUUCCUCAGCUGGUGACGAUGGCUACCACACAGAAUUUGUGGACGGAGAACAAAUUGUGGCUGUAACUGUGGGUUCCUACGGUCCAGUCAUCCAGCCUGCUACCUAUUCUUACUCAGGGCUGUCCUCCUCUUGCUUGGUCAACCUCAGCAACUCCAGUCCUUCUCGCUCCAUCCUCAGUGGCUUCAGAGGUGGGAGAGCCCGAUCAAAGCGCCCAGUGGCUAUCCCGGCAGGGGUCCUGAGUCAAAUAAAACCCGCUUCGGACGAUGCCGAAUCAGCCGUGGGCUCCGCAGGGUUGGAGAAUGACGUGCGAGAGCGUAGCCUCCGGAGCCAGUGGUACCCGUACAACGAAAGACUCAUAUGCAUCUACUGUGGAAAGACCUUCAAUCAGAAAGGGAGUCUGGACCGCCACAUGCGCCUGCACAUGGGAAUUACUCCAUUUGUUUGUAAGUUCUGCGGCAAGAAGUACACAAGGAAAGACCAGCUGGAGUACCACAUUCGUGGCCACACAGACAACAAGCCCUUCCACUGUCAGAUCUGUGGUAAAUGCUUCCCAUUCCAGGGCACCCUUAAUCAACACCUGCGGAAGAAGCACAUGGGAGCGUCGGAGGCUAGCAAUCACACGGACUACCCGGAGAAAACCGAGGAUAGCUCAGGUCAAAAGGACCAGAGAGAUACACCAGAGGGGAUGGCCUAUAAGGCGCAGUAUGCGGAAGAGGCACCAGCCAAUGAUAUGGAGGAGAGUUCCAAAUGCAGUCCAGAGGAGGCUCAGGCAUCGAGAUGUGAUUUUUAAGGUCCUGCUUCAGGUUAUGGAAGCUUUAAAAUAUGAUUAGUUCAACUCAAUCUAAAGGACUCACUUUUUUUUGGAAUCCCUCUGCUACAAACCUUUCUUGAUACAAGCGUUUCUUUUUGUAAAAUUGAUGCAGAAAAUGAGUGAAAGAAAGUGGAUGCUUUAUUAUAGAAAUUCUUUCAAGCAAAGGGAGUCACAACGUACUAUUUUUGAGGUGGUCCCAAUAAUCAAGACCUCCAGUUGAUUGCUCUUUUUAUCUUUCCAUGUUUUUAAAAAAAAAAAAAUAUUUACAGAGUUAUAUAGGCAUGUUGCAAUAAUUGAUAAUGUGAAAGCUCUGGUAAGAUGCUUGUCAUAUCACCUUUUUACCUGACCUGUUUUUGCACAUGUGGCCACUGGAGGUCACUUAACUCACAAGGAAUGAUUUUUCUGCCAGUGCAAAGCUUCGUGUGACAUAUCUGUUUAAUACCUCAUAUUGCAACUACAUACUCAUAACAGACAGUAUUUUAACUUCAAUGACACUCACCGGGUUCUACCUCAUAGCCAAGAACCUAGCCGGCACAAACGUGUUCACCGUUUGAAAUCCGUUUUAGCUUUUAUGUACAGUUUAUCUUAUUGCCAAACGCUGUAACACUUAUUCUUUUUACACAAAGCCUUGAUACUAGGGUGGGAAAUAUUCCUUGCUGAUUGUAUAGAUUAGGGACAAAGUCCUUAUCAAAUGUCUAUGGUCAGCCAGGUUAAAAUUAUGAUCAAGAAGGUGCUAUGUUAGGAGUGCAUUAAAUCUUCUCGCUUACUUGUGUGCUUCUGGCAAAUAUUGCGGACAAUUUAAGAGACUGGCCCUGUUAGGAUUUCAUGUCACGUUUUACUUUCUUUCUGGUGAUUCUCUCUUUAUAAAAACACUUCAGGAUUUUAUCCCACGUCACUACUGGAAGUCUCACUCAGUUGGUCCAGGUGUGGUAUUAGAUACUGUCACCCAUGAAAUGGGUGAAAUAUGUCUACGAAGUAAAGUCACCUGUAUACCUCUUUUACCUUGUAGGCUAAUUUACAAUGAAUUAACAUAUGUGUGUCUGUUUUAUAAAGAGGAAGGCUUCCAAUGUAAUACUCAGUAUCUGACAGAGACAAGCGUACUUGCUGUUAACUAAGCACGGCUUAGGGAGCAGCUUGAACAAUAUGCAAAAAGAAUGAACAAAGGAAUCUCAGCCAUUGCCUCAUAGUUUAUAUGCCAUCACUUAUAAAAGCUCAUUUCGUUUUGUUGUGUUUGUCGGGGAAUCCGAUUAGGAGUGUGUUCCUCUGUGUCAUUGUCGUAGAUGUGGCAUAGCUGAAUCAAGGUUAAAAGAUGCAAAUGUGGAAAUGUGGUCAGUUUUUAAAAGUAUUAGUGCACUCUGCAGAGUUAGGUUUCAGCUUAGUGCCAGCCCACCGAUUAAAAGAGCAGAACUUUGUUUUGUCGUUCUUGAUGCAUAUUUGGAGUAUAACUUCAGUCAGAGAAAAGUACAAAAACUUUGUUGUCAUUCUGAAAUCGUAUAAAUACUAUUGGCUUAAAGUCAUGCAUGUGGCAUGACUUUUUUAUUUUUUAUCUAUACUCAUUGUGUUAUUUGGGAUCAGGGAAGGGGAUCUUACUAUGUAUAAAAAGGCGCUUAAAGUGCCAAACUAACUGUUUGCGAGUUUAAAACUUAGCCGGGUGGUUCUGUUUGUGCUACUCUGCUUCUUUGUUUGCCAUCCAGCUGUUAAAUGCCUUUUGUGCGUGCGUGUGUGUUUGUGUAUUUUUAAAGAACACCUUCUAUCAUCGACUUUUAUUUUCUCCCAUCUGGGCCAUGUUGAAUUUUAUGCCAAUGAACAAAAAAAUUUGUAACAUUAUAGUUUAUUUCAUAUAAUUUCCUUAAUUAUUGUAUGUUUGGUGGAAGAUUCUGUUAUUUGCUUUUGCCUAAAAUUACGUGAGAUUUUUUAUUUCGUUACUUCUCUGAAUGUCUUUACGCCAUCUUUACGCUUUUAUCGGAUGAGAUAGUGACACCAAAAUGUGGAGAAUUUCUCUUUAAUCAGUUUGGCUCGCUUUACUUUAGCAGUGUGUUCAAAUGAAGCGCACACUUUCACUUAUCACAAGCAGUCUGUCAGCCUAUAAAUGUUUACCAAGUACAAUUUUAUAUCUGUCAAACGCUGACAACAUGUGGGUUUGUCAGCUGAUCUGACCUCAUCAAUAUAAGUCGCUGACUAAUAUAAAUUUUGCCAUGAUCUUUACCAGUCUAAAAGGAAAGCAUCCAUAUUCAUUAGAAUCAUCUGUUGAAUGAUAAGUAAAAAAAAGAAAAAAAAAACUGUUAAAUUAAUCUUUGACAGGUUUGUGCCAAGACAUUACACCAAAGACUAAUAGGUGAUUUUUAGAGUCCGUUUUGAUUAUACUAGUUUAAUACUCCGUAAUAUAGAAUAAGGUGAUUGCUAUUUGCAAGUUUGGUUUCUCAGCUUAUAACAAUCAGUUGUGAAAGAUUUGACGAACAUUUUCAAUAGGUAAGUUGGUAAUGUUAUAUUUUAAGCCAUAGAAAAGUUCAAUAGGUUUCGUAAUUAUUAAGUCUGCAAAAGGAGAAAAAAAAAAAGAGAGAGAGAACAGUGGCAUCCUAAACCUCGUGCCUUGCCACAAGCUUUAUACUUUAGAUUCUGGCACUUGGAAAUGUGCUUCUUUCUUGACAAUAUGAAAUAAAAUGGCCACAACUAAAACUAGUGUCUUGCCCAAAAAUUGCCAUCAAAUUGCUUCACCACCUGACAGCCAGCCAUUUCCAGCGUAUUUUACCACUUGUGGUGUCAGAACACGAUGUAGCGCAUAGUUGUGAGGUGGAAGGAAUAACAAAACCUGAAAAGUGCGGUGUGCAUUUUGUUCCUACCCAGCUCAGUGGAUAAUCUGCUGACGUCAAUUUUACCUUGAGGUGUGUCUGCACUACUGUUGCCUUUCAGAUUCUGCCAACAGUUUACUCGUGGACUGAAAUCUGCGUUUAGGUGUUGAGCAUUUUAAUCAUCCUGCUGUGGCUCAGGCUGUGUUCAGUCUUUCGCAACAUCCAAUUACUUCCUUUGCUAAUGAAGUGUCCCCACACCAUGAUUCUGCCACCACCAUAUUUCACCGUACAGAUUAAGCGUCCAGGGUGAAUGCAGUGGUAGUUUUCCCACCACACUUUCACUUGUUUUCAAUAGCUUGUUGCCAACAUUGAAAAAAAAAAUCAUCCAUGUGCCACUCCUCAAAUUUCUCUCUCUACAUUUAAAGAUACUUCCUUCUAUUUCACAGCUACAUACUACAUUGUUUCAAUUUGAAAAAGAUCUCUAUAAAUUAUGCGGCGAUUUCUGGUUGUAGUGAUAAAUUAUUCAAAAGGAUAUGAAUACAAUAUUGUUAAGCGUGCACCAAGAAUGAGUUGGACCUAAAUUAAAUCCAUUAACAGCUAAAUCCGGCCUCUAACUUUCACCUAGUCUUUUUUGGGGGGUUGGACCUGGGGACGGGCCAACUGAUUUUAACUGAUCUUUGUAGCAGUCGAUCGUAAUCAAACAAGGCAGACUUGUUUCCAACAAGCCGACCGACCGCCCCGUGUUCGCAGACUGUACUCGGACAAUGUGAGCUUUGCACUGUAUUUGAAGCAUUUCAGUGAAGGAAGAUAAUGCAUGAAAAACAACAAUCUACUUCCUUUUUUAUUUUUUUGGGGGGGGGGGUUAUUUUGGUGCAGGAAACAGCCUGAAUAUUCAGCAGAUAAUUAAUGAACAUUUGUGCGGGGAAAAAAAAGUAAAAUAAAAGCUUAUCCUCGUAUACUGUAGCCAAAUUGCACGUUGCUCAGCCAGAAAUUGAUAAAAAUGCUAACUGGUAGAUUUAACUUAAGUUUUUCUUGUAAUUGUUUCAUUGACUGUGCACUUCUAUUUGUCAAAACUACAUACCAGAUCCAACCGGAAAGUCUACUUUAUCUCCUUCUUUACAUUUAAGGAACUCAGUAAUAGUUCCCUGUUAUUUUGGUAGGUAGGUAGGGAUGUUGUUCCCUUAAGUGGUGCUUUUAGCUUAUUAAUUAAAUUAUGUAUUCAUGAUUGGUGAAUGGCGGCAGAAUUGUUUAAAGGCUUUUUAUUUUAUUUUAUUUUUUUGUUGUUGUUUUUUUAAUAAACCAUAGCUACUUCUUAGAUAGUACACACUUCCAGAACCAACUGAACUUGAAACACUCUCAGAUUGGCUCUUUAGUCAGUUUUUUAGGUCCACCUCUGCGAAAGGAACCGGAUCUGCAUUUUGGGCCACAAGUAAUCAAAAGGAAGUGUUUACAAGGAAGGCUGUCAGACUACUUCUUUUGAAAAAUUGCAGCUCGUCCUGUUCCUUUUAUAAUAAACUCACUUCAGGUAGUUGACGAACACUGAUACAGGCUUAAAAAAAAAAUCACAAGUCUUCCAUAGCUUUUCAGUCAGUUUCUGUCCACUGUGUAUUAUUGAAAGAAAAGCAAUAACCUCUUUUGUUUUAUUAUUAUUUGAGAGAGUGAUUGUGGGGUAUUGGGAUCAUCAAGCCUAAGGAAAUGUUGGCCUGUCAUGUAUCAAACACAACAACGUCAGGGAGAGGAUGAGCUGAAGUAGGACCAGGACGAUUUUAAUAUUGCUUUAUCUUUAUUAUUUUAUUUCAUUUUUUUUCUAAUACUUUGGAUGGUUUGACUUUACUUUUCAAAACAACAACAAAAGAAUAUUCAAUCGAAACUGUUUGUUGUUAAAGAGAUGUUUCAGAUGCUCACGGAAACGCAGUGGGCGUCGGUGAGCCGCAGCAGAAACUGGGCGCUCAGCGGCACCGUUUUGUGGAGGUGCACGUCCAGCUGAGCAAAACAAUGUAAGGGAUUUUCGGGGCUGCAUCGCCACUGUUAUGGAGCGUGGGCCGUCUGUCGACACGCUGAGGUUCAGCGAUCCCCGGCGGCUCCUCGGGAUUCAAAGCUGUAGUUCCGGAUCGUCGGAGAGCAGUUCCUCCGGAUGUUUUCCGCCCCACCCCCACACUCUGCACUAUAAAGUGUCUGACUCUCAUGUACCUAUUGACAAGGCAAAACAAAAUUAAUCACAAAACCUCGAACUCAGGGUAAAUGUAUAUUGCUAAAAGUGAUAUCCUUGGACACCGACUUCGUGUCCGUAUCCCAAACGUUCGCUUCUCCUCGGGCGGGGAACCAAGUCUCCACUCCCCAAAUGUUUCUGCCUCACGCUCUCGAUGAGCCCUUAGUUCCCACAGAGCUGAGACCCGAGGCCCGCCGAAGACCACGACCCGAACCGUGACAGCAGAAACGACCCGGCUCCAGUUUUUUUGUUUGUUUGUUUUUUUUUCUUGUCCACUCUAUACACACAACCUCACAACCCAACUGUGAACCUCAGAACUCUACUGUUUUGUACAACUAUGAAGUAAAUGAAGCUAGCUACAGCUAUAGACGUUGUAUCUAUUGCCAUUUAUGAAUUUAUUUUAUAGCAUGAAAUAGAUAUAUUUAUUCAAAUUAUAUAUUUUACUCAUAAUCAUUCUGUGCUGCUUCAUUUUGGUUCUUAAGCUUGUAAAUUGCCUUUUUAUUAUCUAAAAAAAAAUGUCCAUAGAAUAAUGCGUUUGUAAAAUAAAGACGCUGAUUUGGC